CUUACUCUAACAACCUCAUCAUCUCACCGGAGAUCCGUUAACUGAAACAACUUAAUGUGGCUAAACCGAGCGGUUCCCGCCCGAUAUUUGAGAUCCUACAAAAGAACUCAAACACCGUCAUGGAUGAGCUAUCAAGUUGCUUUCUACUCAGAUUCCGCGGAGAAGAAAGAAAAGGUCGCGCCUUUGCAGGAGACUAGAAUGAGAGAUAGGUUUACUCUGUAUGCACGUGGCGGUGAAGGUGGCAGUGGUUGUUCCAGUGCACGCAAGACACGUACUGAUCGCUACGGAAAACCAGAUGGUGGAAAUGGUGGGAGAGGAGGUGAUGUGAUUUUAGAAUGCACGCAUGAAGUUUGGGACUUCAGCGGAUUACAACCUCAUGUUAAAGGUGGGAAAGCUGGGCAUGGAACUUCCAAGAACAGGAUUGGAAACAGAGGAGAAGACAAGAUCCUGCAAGUGCCCAUUGGGACAGUGAUUCAUCUUCAAGAGGGUGAGAUUCCAUCUCAAGUUCAAUCUGUCUCUCCCACAAGUUUGGAUCCAUGGGACCUUCCUGGCACACUGGUUGAAGAUCCUGCAUCAGAGGAAACCUCCGUCGUUAAUCAAGAAACUACUCCAGAUUCUUCUCUUCAAGUUAAAGCUGAGGAAGAUAGUGUAGCAAUACAUGUAGACACGCCAAUGGAAUCUGAUUUUGAAGACGAUGUUGAUCAAGUAAGGUAUAACGUUGCGGAACUAACGGAACAAGGUCAGAGAAUACUCAUUGCACGUGGUGGUGAAGGCGGUUUAGGUAGCGUUUGCGCUACACGUUAUUUAAGAGGCACCAAGUUCGCUAAAACAACAACAUUGAGGACAAUGGAGGACGAUGAUGAUGAAGAUGAUGAUAAUGGUCAACGCUCGAGUAUUAAAUCUGGCUCUCUUGGUACAGAAGCUGUCCUGAUACUAGAACUAAAGAGCAUUGCUGAUGUUGGUCUUGUCGGAAUGCCAAACGCAGGGAAAAGCACUCUCCUCGGUGCUCUCUCCCGUGCUAAGCCACGUGUAGGCCACUACGCGUUCACAACGCUACGUCCUAACCUAGGUAACGUCAACUACGAUGACUUCUCCAUGACGGUAGCUGAUAUUCCAGGGCUCAUCAAAGGAGCUCAUCAGAACAGAGGGCUAGGCCACAACUUUCUCCGACACAUAGAAAGGACUAAAGUGUUGGCUUACGUUGUGGACUUAGCAUCGGGGCUAGACGGUAAUAAAGGAGUGACACCGUGGCAACAGCUGAGAGAUUUGGUGAUGGAGCUUGAGUUUCAUGAAGAAGGGUUGUCUGAUAGGUCGUCUUUGAUCGUGGCGAACAAGAUUGAUGAGGAAGGGGCUGAUGAGAGGUUAGUGGAGCUUGAGAGGAGAGUGAAAGGAGUGAGGAUAUUUCCGGUUUGUGCUGUUCUUGAAGAAGGUGUAGCUGAGCUGAAAGAUGGUUUGAAAAUGCUUGUAAACGGUGAUGUUGAGGGAUCAGAGAGAUUGAAAUUGGAGAAUAUAUGUGUUGACUAGUUUAGUUUUUGUUGUAUCUCUUUGGCUCUAUUGUUGUGUCAUGAAACAUUUUUCACGGUUUCUGUUGUGGUUUAGUAUUCAAGAUUGUUAUAUGUUAUAGUGGCUUAGCAAUAUGUUUGCUAAUUUAAGAACGUAGUCAGUGCAUUGAGUUGUUUGUUAAUUGUAAAAUAAUUAAGUU
Eruca vesicaria subsp. sativa (arugula) is the source of this 1702-nucleotide messenger RNA. NCBI's taxonomy places the organism in Eukaryota, Viridiplantae, Streptophyta, Magnoliopsida, Brassicales, Brassicaceae. The record is from the annotation of a GenBank genome assembly.